ACUAGGUGCAGGGAUUGCAUGACGGGAGAAAGUGUUAAAGAAAACACGAGUAGAGAGAGAGAACGAGUGAGGGCGAGAAGCGCCACAGUUGACAGUGUUUGUGGUGCUGCAGUCGCUUCACGGCAACAAAACAUAAAUGUUUUCCCAGAACUGAAAUUCCGCUUAUUAUCACCGUCCCAACACGUCACAGCUACCGACGAGGAUUGUACAAGCAUGCCUUCUGCCAGUCCACAAUAUAGUUACCCUGUGUCAGACUACGGAUAUCCCGUACCGCAAAAUGACUGUUUCCAUGACAACGGGUUCCAGAGCGGCUAUGACCCCUUCACGCAACUGACUGCCAUGGCGGCCGAACAAAACUUUACCGGAAGUUACCAUGGCUCCCAGUGUCCUAGUCCCAACUACAGCAUGCAGCAGAGUCACGUGCAGUUCCCCGCCAGUGUGGCCUCGUCGCCGCCACAGUACUUCACGUCCGGCAUGUCCUGCAGAUUCAGCUCCCAGAGCAGCGAGCGGAGGUCAUGUGACAUGGAGUCGAGCAGCGACUCCUGUAGCCGGAACAACUCCUGCAAGAAAUCCUAUCCGUCCCAUACAGAUGAAGUGUUUGAAGAUCAAGACAGCUUCCUGAGUUGGACCCGGAAACACCCUGAACACUGGAACUGCAAGGAGGUCCUGGACUGGCUGUUCUACCUGGGACAGGAGCAGGAUCUCAACAUGAGUCAACUGCGGGCUGAGGCCUUCCAGGACCUGACGGGCUCCCAGCUGUGUAACAUGACGGCUGACGACUUUCUGCGGAUAGACCCAAAGUUCGGAAAGUUGUUCUACGAGAUGCUGCGGAAACUGCUGCUUAAUGGAGUUAUAUUUUCUAAACCAACCGAAGUGGCCUCUCCCGACCUCCAAGACCUACCGUCCUUCACCCCCGGGUCAUGUGACUCCGCAGCGCAGGCCUUCCAGCCAUGCAACUCCCCCGUGUACACAAACCUCGUCCGGAAACAGGAUCAAGACUACACCGACGGUUGCAUCAAGACUGAACGCCAAGAGGCUCUGCCAUGCUCCCUCAUUGACAACAUGGCUCCGUACUUCGACUUCGACCCAGCCGAUGCCCCUCAACUCCAGACAAACACAGCUUCAGAUUCCUACCAUCCAGACUACUUUUACCAUGGGCAAAAUUACACGAAUUCCACAUCUGUCAGAAAUACCUACAGUUUUCCUGGCAACCACUUUCCGCAGCAGUUGCCUAGGCGACGACCCGGAAGACCAAGGGUCAAGAGUAUUCCAGAUGACGGGUCAAGGUCACAAAAAGAUAAAAAAGUGAAGAACCAGCAUCUGUGGGAGUUCAUCUACGAGGCCCUGCUGAACCCCAUGUAUAACCCCCUGUACCUGCGCUGGGAGAACCAGAGAGAGGGGGUCUUCAGAUUCGUCCAGUCGGAGGCCGUGGCUCAGCUGUGGGGGGCGCUCAAGAACAAUGACAACAUGACGUACGAGAAACUCAGCAGAGCUAUGAGGCACUACUACAAACGCGGGAUCCUGGAGCGAGUGGAAGGGAGGCGACUGGUGUACAAGUUCUCGCGGAAAGCCAUGGAGCGCGUCCGAGAAAAGCGGAAUUCUGUUUGAUGACCUCCAGUGAUGUGGAAGUGAUCUGUGCUAACUGCAUCUAGAAAAAAUGGCAGCUGCUACUGUUUUGAAGACAUUGUUCAGAGUUCGCGGUGAUCCCACGGACUUGGUGACCCACACACUGCACAGUGAGGUUCUGUUGGUGUUCUGUUCACCGGGGAAGUACGUGCUAUUAGUUCACUUCUUUUCCCCCUUAAGAUUUAUUUUCAAAACGUGCUAUCUAAAUGUGUCAGCAUGUCGUGGUAAGACAAUAUACAAUCGCAUGACCAUACUGCCCACACGUGCUGGUCAACAUUGAACCUGGAACUGACAAUACGUCAUGCGAUGACUGUCAAUGGAUCUCCCGCUGACCGCUGAUCAUCACGAAGCGCGUACAGACCGACCUUCAUCCAAGUGCUGACAAGAGUGCUAGCAAAGCCCAUGCUAACCACGGAACAUUCACUGGCAGACAAAUCGUCCAACUUGGUCCGCAUGUUGUCAUCCAGGACGUUUGUGCUACCUUGGAUAAUAGACGGCAGUGCCAAUGGUCGUUAAGGCAGGGUGUAGUGACGGGGGACAAUACUGAAAGCAUCUUGUUUUUGUAUUUAAUGAGUGAAUGUUGUACAGAUAUGAUGUGUGAACUAGUCACAGAAUGUAUGCGCAAUGUUCGUGUAGAUAUCUUUGUAACCACACACACCGACACACCCUGAUUCCAACAUUGCUUCGUCGUCAGUACGUCAUGGGCUUGUAUAAUCUGCGUUUCUUCUUCACCCGUGCAUACAUACGUCCACUUUGCAAUGUAGUGGUGACGCGUGUCUAUUGUACCUUAUGUUGGCUCAUUCGGCCGUGUGCAACUCGCGACAGUCAUUUAACCCUAAUACCGGGCAUGAGGUCUACGGGGUCACGGGUGGCCCUGUCGUCUAAGGCGCCGCGAUUCGCUGUGCAGAGUUGCGUUCCUUGGGCACGCCAGAAACCUAUGAUUGUGGGUUUGAAUCCCGGUUCGCCCCAAUU
Messenger RNA from Haliotis rufescens (red abalone), 2598 nucleotides. Its product is annotated as ETS homologous factor-like. Bases 19 to 1608 code for a protein of 529 amino acids. Gene Ontology annotation, cellular component: nucleus. The transcript has 9 exons. The record is from RefSeq and is a predicted model, not a curated record. NCBI's taxonomy places the organism in Eukaryota, Metazoa, Mollusca, Gastropoda, Lepetellida, Haliotidae. Gene Ontology annotation, biological process: regulation of transcription by RNA polymerase II; cell differentiation. Gene Ontology annotation, molecular function: sequence-specific DNA binding; DNA-binding transcription factor activity, RNA polymerase II-specific.